Molecule: messenger RNA, 3981 nt
Organism: Porites evermanni
Lineage: Eukaryota; Metazoa; Cnidaria; Anthozoa; Scleractinia; Poritidae
Source: the annotation of a GenBank genome assembly
UUUAACAAAGGCGUACUUUGAUGGCUGGGAUAACUGAGCUUUACACCGCUAAAGCUAUGCUAGACAGUCAAAUGAUCUAUGGAGGCAAACAAGGUGAGAACCUUUUUAUUGUAUUAUGAAACAGGGGAACACGAAUGCUUCAGCUAGCCAACUAGCUGCAUUGAGAUGGGCUCUCUGCUAUUAUUCUUGGAAAUCCAUACUCUAAAUAAGGCCUGCAUAAGGUAUUACUGUUUUAAUUAGCAUUACUCAAAUUCUAAUUUGGCAUCGAUUUUUCCCAAUACCUGAGGUUACUUUGAAGUAAAUCAAGUAUUUUUUCCAAAUUUUUUAUUGAGACAUGGGUGGUUUGGAGUUCAGCAAUCAAGAGACUGACUACAAAUUAAGACGAGGUAAGAUUAACUCUGUAAAGUAAAAGUAUUUUAGUACACAUAACUCACUUUGAUGUUGCAUCUUCUCAAGUCUGUAGUUGUGAAACAAAAUUACAGUCCCGCUCAAAAGUACACAGUCACUCGCGUCUCGAUCCUCGAGACUUGAUUCUCAAAACUUUUGAGGAUCAAGUCUAGCGUCUAAAGGAUUGAGUCUUGAGUUUCAGUGAUCGAGGAUAGAGUCUCAAAUUUCGAGUCGAGAAGUACAUUAUAUUGUAUUUUUUGCAUGCCCAUGUAAUCGGUAUAUUGUUUAUUUUGGUAGCUAUGAAAGGGUGUUUACUCAUUCAAAAUGUAUUUCUCCAACUAAUUUAAAUACAUUAUUGUGUGACUUAGUUACAGAAAAAUUCCUCGAAAACAUUCAUACAAUGUUGAAUGAGCCAUCAGUUGGUCUUUAUCGUGUGCAAGAACAUGUCAGGCGAUCGCUUCCUCAACUUGUUGACAAGAAGGUAAACAUGUUGGAAGACGUGUGUGUCCUACAUGCUAGACUGUUUAAACCUGUUAUGAACAGAAUGCUAUCAGAGUCCUGAACGCCAUAAAACAUUUCAUCUUGUCUAGUUAUUAUUAAUUCUUAUAUUAUUGAACCGAUUAAUAAUGUAUAAUGCACAUGAUUUAGUGUUAAUAAAAGAUUACUUUUCGAUUCUUAGGUUGAAAUGCAGAGCCUUCAUAAAAAAGUGCAAGGAGUAUCUUAUGAUGUUGAAUAUUCACUAAAGUAUGUUGUAACCAUUUUCUCUUUAAACUCUGGGCCAUUUGUUUCCACCAUCAUAAGCAACAGUAGAUAUGGUUAUGUAGAUAAAACGUUAGAGUACUAUUUCUGGUACUUACCUCCAACAAUAUUUAACAAACAUAUUUCACUAGAAAAAGUUUGCAGUUCUCUUGGUUUUCAUUUUAUAUAUUUCUCAUACUUUCUUUCUCGUUAUACUUGUUUAAAAUUUGACAGGUUGAAUCUUUGAGUCAGUCUCACAUUAAUUUUUCACGAGGAAGAUUACUUUGUUAGCAAAUAAUUAUGUAGGUUCUAAUUGUGUAAACAUUAAAUUAACAGGAAAAAAGAGUAAAUUGUAAAUGUUGCAGAUCCUAAGAAAUUAAUGGUAAUUUUAAUUGCCUCAUAGAACUGUUCAGUCCAUGCAGAAUAUUUCUCACUUCACUAUUAUACAGGUAACUUCUGCAGAGAGUAUUUUUACAUCUAAAUUCAUGUUGGUUUAAAUGACUCAAGUCACAGCUAAGAAUUUUAAAACCUUAUUUAUAUACCAUAAACUGCUGGUUAAGCCACACUAUUGAGUGGAUCCUUUUGUUACUAAUUUUGUAUGUAUCUUCUUCAUCUUUUUUUAAGGAGUGCCUUAAGAGUGCAAUUGCUUCAAAGAAAAACCUAGAUAGAAGAAAACUGGAAAGGUAUGACUUCAUGAAGGCAACUUACAGUUUGUCUAACUAGUCCAAAUUAUCAUGCAGUGGCAAAGUAUGAUGAGAUGUUCAGAAAAAAUGGUCCUAGAAGCUUAAAAGGACAUUACUGGAUAAAAUUAUAUUUAUUUAAUGUACCUGUUGUGUGCAGAGAAUGUAUGUUGAUGCAUCCUGAUACUGUCUUAGAACCUGACAAAGUUGCAUGAUAGUCAAGGCUCUUCUGUUGCAGUUAGCCCAAAAGCCCUUUUAAAAAGCCACAGUAUCUAUGAAAUCCCUGGGUGCUAAUACUAGUUAUGUUUCGGGAACAAACAAAGUCUGAUUUUGUGGUUACCUCACAGCAGAAGUAACUCGCUACUGACCACCAGUAUCCGCAAGAGCACAGCCCUCACUGAUAUCAUUUUUUUGUGCGGGUGAUUUGUGAUUAAUAAGAAUUAAGUCUUGAAAGACAGUGAGGAAAUUUUGAACAUAUUGCUCCUAUGUGUGGUAAACUGUAGAGAGAAAUAAAAAUAACUGUACAUGUACAUGUCUUAUAUUGGCGACCUAAAUAAGCAGUGAUCAGUUUACAAUCCACCUACAAACAGGAAAGAUAAACCUACAGAGAGACCAAUGGCUGCAGCAGAAGCUGGAACUGAUGAGGAGCCUGAAGUUCUAGAAGCUGUUGAGGUGGGAUGGAAAAGCUACGUAUGCUAUAUCAGUGCACAAUUUUAUUUCUUUCGUUCUUUGUUGCUGUUUUGAGCGAUUGACUUUAUUAACCCAGCACUGUAAUGGUUUUAACUUUAAGGGACUUGUAUGAAAUAGUUCUUGCAUGUUAAGAAGAGAAGUGAUGGGCAAGUGUCAUUUAUCAUGACGUAUGUCUACUUUUAUUUCAUUGUAACUUUCAUUGUUGGACUUCUCUCACUGAAAACUGGUUAAAGUAAAUACCGUAAAUAUAAGCUGUUUCAGAAACAAUCACUAAAUUUAGAAACUUCAAAAUUGCACUUGUUAAACUAAAUUAUUUUGCAUAAAAUAAAAUUACCAUCUCAUACUACAUUAAUUUUAGAAUAGUCAUUUAUAAAAUAAUUAUUUAAAUUUAACAAAUUAAAUGUGUUAAUCAAGACCAUGCAAAAUUUCUUAAGUCCAAAAACUAUUAAAUAAAUAUAAAUCCCCUAGGGUAUGUGCAACUCUUCUUUUGCUAAAGCUUAGCAGACUCUCUAAGACGGACUUCUUUACCAAGACUUUUCAAUCCAUUAAAAUAUUGAAAGAUCAAAAUAAAGAAUAAAUUUUCCAAAGCAAAUUGAUAAUAUUUAGUUCUUUAAAAUCUGUUCAGUAGUGUCCUUAAAACAUACAUUAUUUUACAAGAAGCCUUGCAAUGAUUUGUCUUUUUAUUAACCAGCACUAUGUGUAGUUGUGUAGUGCGGAAGGCCGCUUUGCAAAGCUUGAAUUGGUUCCCUUUACUCAACUGUCUCCUGUAUGUUGAACAUGCGCCUAAUGAUAAAAAGGAAAUGGUUGAAGAUCAGCCUGCUGCAGGCAUAAUGAUUGAGAAGAGAAGUCGUUUCUUCAUGUUGCCAUGGUAGCAAAAUUUCUGGAGCUCAACGGAAAUAAUUGAUAUACAUGUGUGACUUUCCUGAGCAUGAUUGCACUCAGGAGCAAAACCGAAGCCCAUAUUUUUUCUUUUGUUGUUUGCAAAUGCAAAUGACCGUCUCUUUCACAGAAGAUUGUCGAGAUACAGAAAUCUUGCUACCAAGGUAACCUGACAUCGCACUUCUCUCUAUUAGUGAUUUCAGUACUACUUGAUCUAAGUAAACUAAAAGCACAAUGAUUAUUGUUUGCUUGUUUUCAUAAGGUCCUGUACUGCUGGCCCUGAGUUGAAAUUUGACCAGUCAGAUUUUGUUCAGGUAAUUUGCUCAUGCAACCCCAACUUAAAGAGAAACCAACAGUCUGUAAAGCAGCAGGCUGAUUUUAGACCAUUUCAAGAGAUAUUUGAACACAUAUAAUGUGUGCUGUUUGCAAGCAAACACCACUGUGAAAAAUAAUGAUGAAUUUUGCAAGCUGCCUGCUAACCAACCAAAGGUGCUUAUACCAUCAGGGUUUCAUCUGUCCAAUCUGCAUGCAAGCUUGGACUAACCAAGAAGAGCUUUUACAACACUGGCAGGCAACUCAUGAUCAACUCACUCUUCAGGUCUGCUAC